Messenger RNA from Argiope bruennichi, 4090 nucleotides. Its product is annotated as cell adhesion molecule-related/down-regulated by oncogenes-like. Gene Ontology annotation, cellular component: axon; plasma membrane. Bases 373 to 2940 code for a protein of 855 amino acids. The record is from RefSeq and is a predicted model, not a curated record. The transcript has 18 exons. Gene Ontology annotation, biological process: nervous system development; axon guidance; cell-cell adhesion. Gene Ontology annotation, molecular function: protein binding. NCBI's taxonomy places the organism in Eukaryota, Metazoa, Arthropoda, Arachnida, Araneae, Araneidae.
UGCACGUGAGAAGAAAAGGUCUGAAGUCGGGUGACUGGAUUGUAGCAGUUUGUUAGGGAGACUUGUUGGAGAGCCAGCGUCCUUUUAGAAGUCUGCAACAAACGAAAAUAGUGGAGCGCUUGGAAUUUCUUGUUAACUGUUGUUGGUUUUAUGAAAUGUCAUCGCUUAGUCCUGGACUUACUUCUUUAAAAACUUCACAGGGAUAAUUUUUGUUAAGUUAUUAGACAUUUUCUGUGUGUAGAAGUUUGAGACGGCAGCUACAUCUUUGUUGUGUUUUUAAAGGGAUACAUUAACUCUCAACUUUUUGUUGCGGUUCAUUAUAUUUUCUUUUUUGAUUUUGUGCUGUUAAUGGAUAAUUUAUAAGAAUUUGCAAUGAGGAUAAAGCGCUUAUCGUUUGCUACGACAGUGCUGCUGUCAAUUUUUUAUGUAGCAUAUGCAAAUAUCCACCCACAGUUUAUAAAUGAACCUACUUCUCGACUUGUGAAAGUGAGUGAAGGAAGAGCUGUGUUCAGGUGCGAAGCAUCUCCUCCAGGAACAGAAAUCCGAUGGCUGCAAAAUGGACAUCCGGUCAGUCAAAACAAAUGGAUAAAAGUCUCUGGUAAAAAGCUUACAAUUCUCUUGGGGAAGAUGGAGAAUAUUUCCAGAGAAACAAGUCAUUUUGAUUUGCAUAAUGAUCUGUACUUUCAAUGUGAAAUUCGAUAUAAAGGAAAGGUUCUAGUCAGUGCCCCUGCUAAAUUGAUUUUAGCAACCUUAAGACCAUUUCCACUAUCUCCUCUUGAUAUCCAUAUUUCUGCCAUCACUGGCAAUACAGCUGUGAUUCCAUGUGAUCCACCUGAUAGCAUCCCUACUGUUAUCACUGAAUUUCUAUUCAAUUCAUCAGUGAUUGCCAGAUCAACAGAUCGAAAACAUAUAAUGUUAUCUGGAGAUUUACAGAUUUUUAAUGUGACUCAUGAAGAUGCUGGUGAAUAUGUUUGUGUAGCUUAUAAUCCUUUCUUAGCUGAAAAAGUUACCUCAGAAAAGAAAAUAUUUUUGCAUGUUAAAGACCCUCGUGAACCUAAGCCUGUUGUAAUCAUCAAAUCUCCUCGUAAUAAAGUCUCAGUUUCUUUGGGCAGAAACAUUACUUUAGAAUGUGCUGCUGUUGGCCAUCCUACUCCUACUAUUACUUGGAAGAAACUUCAUGGAAAUCUUCCCCAAGAUCGUUUUCAGCAGUUUGGUGGAAAUCUUCAUUUAAUUGGUGUGAUGCAAGGGGAUGAGGGCACUUACCAUUGUGAAGCAGAAAAUUCCGGUGGGAAAGAAGUGAGGAGUUUGGAUUUAGAAAUACAAGAAACCCCUAAGAUAUUGAAACCAUUAAAGCAUGUUAAUCUUGAAGCUGGAAAUAACUUAACAUUGAAUUGCCCUGUCCGUGGAAAUCCGAAGCCAAUUUUGAAAUGGCUGCAUAAUGGAAAAGAAAUUAUUAGUGAUGCAAAAAAAUCCCAUUUGAUUGUACCCAAUAUUGGAGUCAAGCAUGCUGGCGUGUAUCAGUGUUUUGCAACUAAUGCACUGGGAACAGCUUAUGAUUCAGCAGUUGUGACAGUGACCUCUGGAAAUAGUUCUGAUGAUGAAAAUGAUUAUGAAGAUUAUGACUCGACUCUUGCUCCAAAUCAUGAUGAAGUAUUUACAUCACAUGAUCAAGAUGUAGAAGAGAGUGAUAUGCUCGAAAAUGGUAAGGAGAAAUCUACAUCUAUUCCCAAGCUUCAUGGCAAAAAACGCUCUAAGAAGAAGAAACAUUCAAAAGGAGUAAAAUUGAUUCCUCCAUCUAAACCUGAAAUCAGUCGUUUGUCAAAUACAUCGGUGAUGGUGAGAUGGAGUGUUGGACAUGGAGGUCUUCCUAUCAAUUUUUUUAAAGUUCAAUACAAAGAAGUUGGUAAGCGUAAGACUGAUUGGAUGACAAUUGAUGAAGAUAUAGCUGCACAUAUUCAUUCUUAUGCUGUUAUUAACUUAAGAACAGGUGGAGCAUAUCGCUUUCGAAUAGCAGCUGUGUAUUCUAAUCAUGACAAUAAAGCUGGUCCUAUUUCAGUCAAGUUUGUCCUUCAUAAAGAUCCACCUAUUGAAAAGCCAUCCAUUGGACCAAUCAUUACAUUUGCAGAAGCAGUUAGCCCUUCUGCCAUUGCCCUACAUUGGGAUUACAAGGAGAUAGAUUCAAUCACUGUAGAGGGAUUUUUCAUUCAUUAUCGAGCAACUCAUACUGCUGGCAAAUAUUUGAAGGUUACUGUACUGGGAGCUAAUACAAGAUCUCAUAUAAUUUCCCAUCUUUUACCUGAUACUGGAUACGACAUCAAAAUGCAGUGUUUCAAUAUUGCGGGAACUUCUGAAUUCUCUAACAUUUAUACCACCAAAACGAAAGCUUCUGAAAGCUUAAUCGGAACUCGGAAUCGCAACAGCAAAUCACAUCAUGAUGAUGACAUUAAUAUGUCAAUAACAGAACCAGUGUCAUCUAAAAAUUCUAUUGAAGAUACUACAUUGUUUAUAAUUCUAGGAUGUGUUCUUGGAAUUUUAUUAUUGAUAGUUAUAGGCAUUGCAUUUGUAUUCAUUCGUCAGAGACAUAGUAGAAAUGAAGAACAUGAUGAAAGCCCUGAAUGUGAAAAUCAAUUAAAAAUGGGAAAUGGACAUGUUUCUGCAAAUGGUUACAUACCUGUUAACAAUAAAAUCACUAUUAAUGUGAAUCCUCUUUCUCACUUGAACUUAGACAGUGCUGAAAAGUUGGAGGAAUUGCAAGAUAUUGUUUCCAACAAUAAUGAAAUAAUUCGUCUUCAAACUUUUAGUGCCAAUCAGUCUCCUCAGGAGGAGCCAUUACUAACUGAUACCGAAAGGGAAUCUACUUUGAAUGAAAAUAACAAAGCUAUUGCUGUGAUAUCUCCUUGCAAUCCUGAAUCCUCUGCUAAUAUGCCAACAGAACUAUGAUUAUUUUGAAUCUAGCCACUUUAAAUACAAAACUGAUCUACUAGUAGUGAACAAGAAUUGAAAUGUUGCAUUUGUUUAUAGAUAGUGACUUGCCUUGAUGAACAAUUCAUAUGUACAUAAAAAAAGUGAUAUGUGUUUGUUAGGAGCUUUGUGUCAAUUACCAUAUAAAAGUUGGCAGCUCAAAUGUUUGUAUGUAUGUCAUUGUAUAUAUGUUUUUGUAUGAAUAUUUUAUACUCAUUCAUCUAUAUGUAAAUAGAACUUACAUGUAUUUUUUUUUUCAUUCACUGUUGUUUUAGAUUAGCAAAAAUUUUUUUCGUCAAUUAUAUCUAUUUUUUGGUAUUAUACCAAAUUAAAAUAUUUUGUUGUACAUUUUAAAGGUUAUGGUUUUGACUUCAAGUGAAAUUUAAAGUUGUGAGGAAAAUAAUCAUAAAAUUGAUUUUUCUAGACUCAAGUUUGUUUUGAGAUAAAUCAUUCUCUUAAACAUUUUUCGGAAUGUUAUUUUCUGAUGUUGCAAUUUCUCUAUGAAAUCGACAUAGACUUCCCAAAAAAAAUUUCUAAGCAUAAUGUUUAGAAUUUUAAUAUGUAUUUGAAUCAGUUUAAUUUUUAAAUUUCGUUAUUAUUAAUUUUUUUUUCAAGAAAAUCUAAAUGAAUGUAAGUGUAAUGAACAUAUAUUAAUUUUGAUAUUUUUUUAAUGUAGCCUUUUAUAAAACAUAUUAGCUACUAUAUAAUAUUUUUUAUGGUCAUCAUUAUAAGACAUGGCAGGUAAAGUGAAACCCGUCCAUUUGAAAACAAAGUGAGAUAUAAUAUAAUUAUGUGCUUUUGCUAGUAAAUUUGUUUUCUAUUUUAUUACUAGCAAUCUGAACUGGAACUCUGAGAACUCUAAUCCUAUCAAGAAUUUUAUUAUAUUCCAUUUUCUGUUUUCUUAACUAUUUUUCAGAUGUUUAGCUUUUACUCUUUUGAUUUCAUUUAUUCUAGCAUUGUGCCAAAUAUUACUCAUCAGCUUAGCAGCCAUAUUCAACUUCAUUAAAAAAUACAACUGGCAUCUAAUCAACAUUAAUUUUUUCACUAUUUCAAAAUAUCUUAAUUGAAAAAAGCAAGAGAAAGCAAAUUAUUGUUGUUGUUAUUUUAAGUUAGUAUGAUAUAUAUAUAU